This is a messenger RNA of Fopius arisanus, 993 nucleotides long. RefSeq lists its product as uncharacterized. Gene Ontology annotation, cellular component: lysosomal membrane. NCBI's taxonomy places the organism in Eukaryota, Metazoa, Arthropoda, Insecta, Hymenoptera, Braconidae. The record is from RefSeq and is a predicted model, not a curated record. The transcript has 5 exons. The coding region runs from base 243 to 839 and encodes 198 amino acids.
GCUGGCGCCCAAUGGCCGUCAAAAAAUUGCCGUAAAAACAUUCUGGCAGUUGUAUACGUUCUACAUCAGCAUCGUCAGACGAAUUUGACGUACACUGUAGCUCGUAACAUACGAAAUCAAGUGCAUAACAUGUGAUAACACCUGAAAGCUACUGUUAUUCAUCCCAAAGAUUUUAAUUCGACUUUUUAUGGUUGAGGAUUUUCAAGUACUUUUGGAGUGAUAUUUCUUCAGGUGUUCUGAUUAUGUGGAAGUGCAGAGGAGUUUUGGUUAUCCUUGCACUCGUGUACUUCACUGAGUGUCGGAGUGCACAGUCGUAUGAUGAUAAACGCUGCAAGUGCAUCUGUCCAAGUAUCGCCUCGGUGAUAAACACCACUAAUCCCUCGACCGAACGUCGCAAUUUUAUAUCCAAUGUUCCUCCAUCCAAUUGCAAUUGUGAGAAAGUCAUUCUUCCCCAGAUUAAAGAUCAACUGAAUGGACAAGAACUCAUUUUCUGUCCUCGAUGCGAAUGUAAAUAUGAGAAUCGUAACACUACGAUAAUCAAGAUUGUCGUAAUUAUUGUAAUUUGGGUAAUUUCGCUGCUCGUGAUUUACAUGCUGUUCUUGAUUUGCCUCGAGCCACUAUUGAACAAACGAAUCAGAAAAAAUACUGGAGGUGCCGGAUAUCUUGAGCACACGAAUGAAGAUGAUGAAACAAUAUCCGCAGCUCCUGGGACCUCGUCCCAUCAAAUGGGUGUGAGAUCAAAUGUGUUGAAUCGUGUUGGCCAUCAACAGGACAAAUGGAAGAGACAAGUGCGAGAGCAACGACGAAAUAUCUACGAUCGACACACCAUGCUGAAUUAAUUAUUUUUGUUCGAUACGUGGUAUUUUUCUUCAUUAUUGAAUAAGUGUAUAAUUGUAUUUAUUAUGUUACUAAUGAGCAUUCAAAAUAGUAAUUCAUAAAGUGAGAUAUAAUUCGAGGUAUAAAUGAUAAUAAAGAAUUAUUUUAUGUCUUUUA